Molecule: messenger RNA, 573 nt
Organism: Bipolaris maydis ATCC 48331
Lineage: Eukaryota; Fungi; Ascomycota; Dothideomycetes; Pleosporales; Pleosporaceae
Source: RefSeq, a predicted model, not a curated record
AUGCAACGAUCCUCUGACCGCACCAUGCCUGCCAUCAGCUCUCCUCUGUCCCCCAGGUCCCAACCUCUCGACAUCCCUUCCCAGGCUCGACGCCGACCAGCUCUGAACCCACGCCAGUCUAGCAACCAUGGCCCUGCUGCCCAUCUGAGGCUCCCCUCGCUGCCUCGCUUCCAUCCUGCCAACUAUGCCUCUUCCCAGAGCUCCAACCACUCCAGCCAAGCAAACACACCAAUCACUGGUCCCGACAGCCCGCACUCGCCUGCCUCUCCUCGAUCAACCAACAGGCAAUUUGAGGUCCAAAGACAAAUGUACCUCUACCAGCAGCAGCUUCUCGCCAACACCAGCCGUCAGCACAAGGGCUUUGGCCCCAGGCCAACCAGCCCCCGUCUCGAGCCCCUAGCUAGCCCUGGAGCCGUCACACCCCUAGAGCUCGAGGAUGAGGUCGGCGGCUACCUCACAGCCGGUGUAAGCCGAGCCGAGGCUGACCAGCACGUUGAAAAGUUCAUUCGUGAGGAGGCUCGUCGUCGAGGCGAGUACUCUCCCGGUAGGACUACCUCCGUUGGCGGCAGAUGA